UUCUUCGGAAAUUUCAGGAUUUGAUAACGUUAGAAGCACAAGGACGAAUCCCCCCGAAACACGGCGAGCGACAGGGUGGCCCACCGAAGUCCAGUCCCCUUCGCCUACUUCUACGGUGGCGGCAGCAGUGAGGAUCCGGCCGCGAGGAUGCUCAACAACCUCCACAGCGGUACAGCCGCUCCCUUAGCCUUCUCUAUUUUAGGCUCCAAAGAAGAUUCCGGCCUGGUCAAGAGUAACGGCGGUGGUGAUACCGGUGCAGGCGGCGGUCUGCAGGUCCUGGAUGGCACGGGCCUGCACGGGGCCAAUUCUGGCCAUGGUCCCAAUCCAAGCGAAGGUGGCGGCAGCGACAAACCCGUCAAACAGAAAAGGCAUCGUACCCGCUUCACACCAGCUCAGCUCCAAGAACUUGAAAGGAGUUUCUCCAAAACCCAUUAUCCCGAUAUCUUCAUGAGGGAGGAACUCGCCAUGCGUAUAGGGCUCACAGAAUCCAGAGUACAGGUCUGGUUCCAGAACAGACGAGCGAAAUGGAAGAAGCGCAAGAAGACAACAAAUGUGUUCCGCAGCCCUGGUGCCCUCCUGCCUUCCCAUUCCUUGCCACCAUUCGGAUCCAUGGGCGAUGGCUUCUGUUCCUUCGGCCCAGCGGCCGACUCGCGGUGGCCUAUGUCCCAGAUGGGAUCUCCAGGCCUUCCCCUAGGUCCUUCACUCUCCAGGCAACCCGGCCUCGCACAGUCCUUGUCCCAGCACAGUGCAGCAGCAGCAGCAGCCGCCAUGGGAGGCAUGAAUCAGUAUAUGGCUGUGCAGGUAUCAACGCAGCUGGCUCCCAACUCUCUGCCCUCCAUCACCACGAGCGCCUGCUCGUCCAUGUACCAGUCGCCGUACGGGGGCCUCAACUCCCUGAGCACAGCGCCCGCGGUCGCCCCUCCACCAGGGCUGGCACCGGUGUCGGCGGGCAUAGCGGCCAGCAUGCCGACGGCUUCCGGGGCUACGCCGCCCAGCUCCUCCGGCUCUUCCUCACCGCCUCAGCUCGCCUGCGCCAUGGGCAUGGGAGCGAUGGGCGCUGCGGCGGCCGCCGAGACCAGCGACAUGUGGCGCGGUACCAGCAUAGCCUCCUUGCGGCGCAAGGCCCUCGAACACACCGCCUCCAUGUCCUUCAUCAGGUGAAAGUGACGUCGGAGCAUUCCGCUUCCAAUCGCCUCUCUGCUGCGUAGGAGUAUGCAUAUAUGAGUAUGCCGCUGUGGUUCCGCAUGUAUAUAAUGUGACUGCUUGGAACUUCUGUCAGUCGAGGCCUAUUCGGAGCCCUGAACUGUUGUAACUGGCACAGAGGGAGUUGGUGCCAGAUCUUUUAAAAAGACUACCCGAGUUUGCUCCAAACGAGUCAUGGAUUUCAUUUUUUUUUUCUAAAUAUAGACUAUUAUUAAUAAUGACCAGAAAAAUGGUAUUUUGAUUUGAUUCAUUCAACAAUUAAGAUUUCUAACAAACAUAUUAUGAAAAAAAAUGAUCAAUGUGUUAUACUAAAGUGAUUAAUAUAUAAAUAGUCCUUGGAGAUUUCCAGGAGGGCUAAAAGUUUCUCCUAUUUUAUUUAUUUUUAAUACAAACAAUGGUAGCUGUCCAAGAAUUUUUUGUUAAUUUUUUCUAUAACUUAACUUUAGAUCGAUUUAAAUUAAACUUUGUUAUUUAAUUAUUUCAUACACAUCAUAAAGAUAUAAGUUUGCCUAUUUUUAAGAAUAAUAUAAUAAAAUAUUGAGCUACUUUGGCAACAUAAAGAAUUAUGUUAUUUUAUAAUCAAAAUUGCUUCGUUAAACAUUAACUUAUGUUACAAUGAGCACUGUGAACGUUCUGCGGAGCUUUAAACAAUAGAUUGGUUUUAAAUUGGAAAAAAAUGUUGGUAUCAGAAUAAUUUUAACUAUAUCUCGAAUUACAUUUCACCCUCUUCCUGUACAUGCUGAUAGCGCUCUUAAUGAAGGAACUCCUUAAUGAAGGAAUAAUUUAAAUAAUGGAAUUAUUUAAAGAAAUAAAAAUCUCUGUUAAUCGUUUUAAAAUUUUUUGUCUAAUAUCCAUUCAAGGAGAUGAAUUGAUAAAUAUUUAUCACUUUGUUCUAGAAUUACGAUCAUUAUAUAUAAUACUCUAUAAAUCAUUUGUUCAUAACAUAUAUGCGUCAUGCUUCUAGUGGAAAAACUUAAUUUUUUAUCUAAAAACUUACAAAUGAGAAGUGAAACAAAUGAAACUUACAAAUGAAACUUACAAUGAAAUUAUAUAGAUUGAAAGUUUAGAAACAGUAUGAUAACACUAAAAUAGGAAUAUGAAGGCAUGCAAAAUGAUACAUAAAGAAUGAGGAACGUUUUCAUUAGAUUAACAAUAAUUUUACUUGAAUAAUUAAACUGAUCAUUUUGUUUGCAAUUAUAAAACAAGAUAUUUUGUUCCUCUUCAUAAUUUACUCUCAUGAACGAAAUAUAUUUUAUUUAAAAAUUUUUUGUAUUUAAUGUUUGCCUAAAAUAUACAUAUGGUAUAAUGCACUCCUAAAAGAGAAUAAAUUAUCCUUCCUUGCGAAUGCAUACAAUUCAUUGAAGACAGAUUUUUAUAAAUCAUACGAAGAGUGAAGUGGGAAAAUUUAUUUAUUUAUUUUUUAUUUUAUUUUAUUUAUUUAAUUUAUUAUUAUUAUUAUUUUAUAUAAGACCUAAACACAGGAUACAAUAAAAUACAGUUAGAAAAGAAUUAUAAAAGUUUUAAAAGUAUGAAUCAACAUUAAUUAUCAUUAUAAUUUACUUCAUAUCGCUCAAAAAACAAAGAAAGAAAAUGUUGCCCAUUUUUUACGUUAUCUGAAUUUCUUUCAUUAUGCAAUUCUUUUAAUUAUUUGU
This is a messenger RNA of Stegodyphus dumicola, 2855 nucleotides long. RefSeq names its product homeobox protein orthopedia-like. Gene Ontology annotation, molecular function: DNA binding; DNA-binding transcription factor activity, RNA polymerase II-specific. The record is from RefSeq and is a predicted model, not a curated record. Lineage: Eukaryota; Metazoa; Arthropoda; Arachnida; Araneae; Eresidae. Gene Ontology annotation, biological process: neuron differentiation; regulation of DNA-templated transcription.